This is a messenger RNA of Mesitornis unicolor (brown roatelo), 1147 nucleotides long. RefSeq names its product ALX homeobox 1 (gene ALX1). Gene Ontology annotation, biological process: positive regulation of transcription by RNA polymerase II; negative regulation of DNA-templated transcription; embryonic skeletal system morphogenesis. The transcript has 4 exons. The coding region runs from base 1 to 825 and encodes 274 amino acids. The record is from RefSeq and is a predicted model, not a curated record. Lineage: Eukaryota; Metazoa; Chordata; Aves; Mesitornithiformes; Mesitornithidae. Gene Ontology annotation, molecular function: RNA polymerase II transcription regulatory region sequence-specific DNA binding; DNA-binding transcription activator activity, RNA polymerase II-specific.
AUGCGUAAAAGUGAUGCUUCAUACAGAACUAAAGCGACUCAGUUAUUUCCCUCCCCUACCUUGUGUACAGUGAAUUAUGGGAUUACCAAAGUGGAAGGACAGCCUCUUCACACAGAGUUGAGCAGGCCUAUGGACAAUUGCAACAAUCUCAGGAUGUCUCCGGUGAAAGGGAUGCAGGAGAAGGGGGAACUGGAUGAACUCGGUGAUAAGUGUGACAGCAACGUCUCCAGCAGCAAGAAGAGGAGGCACAGAACAACUUUCACCAGUUUGCAGCUAGAGGAACUGGAGAAAGUAUUCCAGAAAACUCACUACCCCGAUGUCUAUGUAAGAGAACAGCUGGCUCUGAGAACAGAGCUCACUGAGGCCAGAGUCCAGGUUUGGUUCCAGAAUCGAAGAGCAAAAUGGAGGAAAAGAGAACGCUAUGGUCAGAUCCAGCAAGCUAAGAGCCAUUUUGCUGCCACUUAUGAUAUAUCUGUUCUUCCAAGGACUGACAGCUACCCUCAGAUUCAGAACAAUCUGUGGGCAGGGAAUGCAGCUAGCGGUUCUGUGGUUACUUCCUGCAUGCUGCCACGAGACACGUCCUCCUGUAUGACACCUUAUUCCCAUUCGCCCCGGACAGAUUCUGGCUACACAGGCUUUUCAAACCACCAGAAUCAGUUCAGUCAUGUUCCUCUCAAUAAUUUUUUCACUGACUCUUUACUUUCUGGGGCAACCAAUGGACAUGCUUUCGAAACCAAGCCGGAGUUUGAAAGGAGGUCCUCCAGCAUUGCAGUUCUACGGAUGAAAGCCAAAGAGCAUGCUGCCAAUAUUUCCUGGGCUAUGUAAUAUAGCAGUAUCCUCUCUUAUUUUCCUUUUUUUUGUUUGUUUUUAAUAGCAAACGGAAAACAUUUUUAUUUCCCAUAUUUAAAGGACACAACAAUAAGCUGCCAUGUGUGAAAUGCUAGAAAUCACAAUAUACACAAUGUCUGCUUAAACAAAUGCAAUAAAAUAUUCAACAAAAAAACAAGAAUAAACCAAAUAGAUUUACCAUGCAUCAAGCUCAGCAAGCCCUCUUUGUUUUGUUUUUUAUAUAGAAUUAUGUUUUGUUGUACCAGUUCAUGAAAUAUGAUUAUAGAACCUGCAAAAAACAAUAAAACUAUUAAACAAA